AUGUUUGAACCACCUGCAGGCUCAAUGUGGUUGUCGGUCUGGCUGGAUCAUUAUCGUGAGCAUACAUUCAAUACAUCCCGUGUCGUAUCCGAACGUUUUUCAGAAGUACUCACAUCUCGAUUUGCUACAGCUUGGCAAGGAACUUUCCAUGUGGACACCCCCCAAGCACUUUACUCAAGAACUGGUCGACAAUGGGGAGCUUUAUCCAUGAGUCAAAACAUACCAGUGUUCAGCGAGCUAACCAAUGACCCUGGUGUAAAUGAUACCAUGGACUAUUCCUUAGUCGACGCAGUAAACAGCGAUGCACUACUGUUGAUCAGCAUAUAUCCUUACACUUUCCCCGCGGGAACAUCAUGGACGGCAAUCUUGGACUCUGAUAUACAAGCCCUCGUCGACCAAUGCGCCUCUUACAAUAAGAAGGGGCGAAGAGUGAUUCUCAGAUUUGCGCCAGAAAUGAAUGGGAACUGGUAUCCUUGGGCACUGCAACCAACGGCCUUCAUUGCUACCUUCAGAAAGCUCGCAUUGCUGAUACAAGCGCAAGCUCCACUUACAGCCAUGUUAUGGAGUCCAAUGGUAUCUGAAAAUGGUGGUUAUGUCCCGACGUCCUCGACAGGCACCAUGAGCGCCGCAGACUUGGCGCUUCUCGACACGAACAAGAAUGGGGUUGUUGAUAGUGGUGAUAAUCCAUACACGCCAUUCUGGCCUGGUACUGAUGUUGUAGAUUGGGUUGGAGCCAGCAUGUACGAUUUCGGGCCGUACGACAACAGUUUGAGCACAUAUGUGACAAACAGUCUGCCACCGUCGAAUUUCUUCGAGGCGAGACUGACGGGAGGACUUGUGAACUUUUAUGACUAUGUUGUCAGUUUGGGGAAGCCAUUGUCUAUUACGGAACUUGGAAAACCAUUCUACCUCGACUACUUUGCUAAUGGAUACAACGGGGCUGCUACACCAAUUGAUGCCGGUCCAGGAAAUCUGGCAAUGAAACAAGCAUUUUGGUCUCAAGCAAUCACGAACAAGACAAUGCUUGACAAAUACCCAAACAUCAAAUUCAUUGGGCUCUUCGAGUUCCGCAAAUACGAACUCGAAACUCUCCGUGACUUUCAAUUUUUGAAUGAUACCACUAAUGGCGGAACUGUAAUGAAGGCUUUCUUGGCCGAUAUUGAUGCUAGUGGCGUGAAUAUAAUAUGGGCGAACUCUACGAACGGGACGACAACAGCACCUCCAACAGCAACCACGACUAAAUCCAUACUCACCGUAACUCAAGCCCCUUCAAGCUCAUUCUCUGAGAGACAGGCUGAACUUAAUGCGUUCGGUUUCCUUGUCUCUGUUUGUGUUAUCGUAAUUGCUGGACUUUUCUGA
Molecule: messenger RNA, 1359 nt
Organism: Synchytrium microbalum
Lineage: Eukaryota; Fungi; Chytridiomycota; Chytridiomycetes; Synchytriales; Synchytriaceae
Exons: 14
Coding region: 1-1359 (452 amino acids)
Biological process (GO): substituted mannan metabolic process
Molecular function (GO): mannan endo-1,4-beta-mannosidase activity
Source: RefSeq, a predicted model, not a curated record